CAGAGGGAUACGUUUCUCGAUUUGAUCAGAAUUCAAAAUGAAAGCUCAAGUGUUGUUCGCUUUGUUCGCAUCGCUCCAGCUGGCUUAUGGUCAGAGCUCCUCGCCCGAAAUCGUUCCCGUCCCGGGAGGUCUCAACGGCACCGGUAUCACCACGAGGUACUGGGAUUGUUGUAAACCAUCUUGCGGCUGGUUCGUACCAAGCACCAACGUCAAAACCCCAGUCGAAACAUGCGCCGCCAAUGGUGUGAAUCCGAUCGACGCAAACGCUCAGUCUGGUUGCGACGACGACGGUGUAGCUUACAUGUGCAACGACCAACAAGCCUGGGUGGUCAACGAUACCCUUUCCUACGGAUUUGUAGCUGCCUCGUUUACUGGUGGUGCGGAUACCAGUCAGUGUUGUCGUUGCGUCUUGCUCUCGUUCCAAGGCAGAUUGCUGGGCAAACAUCUCCUGGCUCAAAUCACCAACACCGGCGGCGACUUGUACCAGAACCAUUUCGAUAUCGCCAUUCCCGGGGGAGGGGUAGGUCUCUUUAGGCGCGGCUGCAUGACCCAAUGGAACACCACAGUGAAUGGGUGGGGCGAUCCCAUCACCGGUGUAGCUUCUGAGAACGAGUGCUCUGAACUACCGGAAGUUCUCCAACCUGGUUGCGACUGGAGGUUCGAGUUUCUCGAAGGUGUCGAUAACCCGGACGUAGUGUUCCAGGAAGUCGAGUGUCCCGCGGACUUGAUUGCCGUUACGAAGUGUACUGCCCUCUCUUGAAUCUACCAAUAAAAGUCUGUUAAAUGUGUG
Messenger RNA from Cylas formicarius (sweet potato weevil), 790 nucleotides. RefSeq names its product endoglucanase-like. The transcript is spliced from 3 exons. NCBI's taxonomy places the organism in Eukaryota, Metazoa, Arthropoda, Insecta, Coleoptera, Brentidae. Gene Ontology annotation, molecular function: cellulase activity. Gene Ontology annotation, biological process: carbohydrate metabolic process. The record is from RefSeq and is a predicted model, not a curated record. The coding region runs from base 38 to 760 and encodes 240 amino acids.